Molecule: messenger RNA, 1389 nt
Organism: Oncorhynchus nerka (sockeye salmon)
Lineage: Eukaryota; Metazoa; Chordata; Actinopteri; Salmoniformes; Salmonidae
Product: glutamate receptor ionotropic, NMDA 2B-like
Exons: 6
Coding region: 1-1389 (462 amino acids)
Biological process (GO): excitatory postsynaptic potential; long-term synaptic potentiation
Cellular component (GO): plasma membrane; NMDA selective glutamate receptor complex
Molecular function (GO): NMDA glutamate receptor activity
Source: RefSeq, a predicted model, not a curated record
AUGGUGGCCCUCUUGAAGCAUGUGGGAACAGCAGUCCGUAAACACAGCCAGCUGGUCUGCGCAUGCUCUGAGGACGCGGCUGGGGAUGGCGUCUGGGCCUACAGCCUUGCGAGGCAGUCAUGGACAGGCGCGUCACUUCCUCCUUCCCCCCUCCUCCUCCCGAACACACCUCUUCCCCUCAUCAGCACCCCCGGCUGGCCCAUCCCUCCCUCUCCCUCCCUCUCUCCCUAUCUCUCCUCCUCCUCUCCCUAUUCCUUCUGCCCAUCUGCGAGUCGGCGCGGUCGCCUGGGAGGGGCGGAGCUGGCCAGGGCGGAGGAGCACCAGGAGGUGCACCCGGGACGGGAGGAGCAGCAGGCGAGAAAGGAGGCCAGAGGGGCACAAACCUCACCCCCCUUUCUACCCCCUUACUACCCCCCAGUAUCCCCCGCCCGGCCCCCUGCGCCCCCCUUACCUCCCAAAGUGGCCUUCUCUCUUAGCAUCGCCGUCAUCCUGGUGGGCAACUCUAGCGAGGUGUCGUCCACCUACGUGGAGAAAGAGGAGUUCCUCCAUGUUCCUCACCCUACCAAAGUCCAACUGGAGACCAUGAACGACACGGACCCCAAGAGUAUCAUCAACCGUAUCUGCACCUUGAUGACCAACACCUGGCUGCAGGGGGUGGUGUUCGGGGACGACACGGACCAGGAGGCCAUCGCCCAGAUCCUGGACUUCAUCUCUGCCCAGACACACAUCCCCAUCCUGGGCAUCCGAGGAGGCUCCUCCAUGGUCAUGGCUGCCAAGGACGACCACUCCAUGUUCUUCCAGUUUGGCCCGUCCAUAGAGCAGCAGGCCUCCAUCAUGCUGAAGAUCAUGGAGGAAUACGACUGGUACAUCUUCUCCAUCGUCACCACCUACUACCCCGGAUACCAGGACUUUGUCAACAAGAUCCGGAGCACCAUAGAGAACAGUUUUGUGGGCUGGGAGCUAGAAGAAGUCCUCCUGUUGGACAUGUCUGUGGAUGACGGAGACGCUAAGAUCCAGAACCAGAUGAAGAAGCUGCAGAGUCCUGUCUACCUGCUUUACUGCACCAAGGAGGAGGCCUACACCAUCUUUGAGGUGGCAAACUCUGUGGGAUUGACGGGAUACGGGUACACCUGGAUCGUACCGUCGCUAGUGGCCGGCGACGCCGAUAAUGUCCCCGCCGUGUUUCCCACAGGGCUAAUUUCGGUGUCGUAUGACGAAUGGGACUACAGUUUGGAGGCUCGGGUGCGGGAUGCAGUGGCUGUCAUCGCCAUGGCGACCUCCACCAUGAUGCUGGACCGGGGGCAACACACGCUGCUCAAGUCAGGCUGCAACGAGACCCCUAACAAGAAGGGCUCUAAACAAGGCAACUCCAAUGAAGUGCUCAAGUGA